Serendipita indica DSM 11827 is the source of this 1176-nucleotide messenger RNA. The record is from the annotation of a GenBank genome assembly. Lineage: Eukaryota; Fungi; Basidiomycota; Agaricomycetes; Sebacinales; Serendipitaceae.
AUGCCUGCUGUUCCCACUACCUCUCAGCUUCCUCCGGGCCAUUUCCUCUUCACCAGCGAGAGCGUUGGCGAGGGCCAUCCCGAUAAAAUCUGUGAUCAAGUCUCUGAUGCCAUCCUCGACGCUUGCCUCGCAGAGGACCCUUUUUCCAAGGUUGCAUGCGAAACCGCUUGUAAGACGGGCAUGAUCAUGGUCUUUGGAGAGAUUACUACAAAGGCCAAGCUCGAUUAUCAAAAAGUCAUCCGUGACACCAUCAAGCAGAUCGGCUACGACGACUCUGAAAAGGGAUUCGAUUACAAGACGUGCAACAUUCUUGUUGCCAUUGAGCAGCAAAGCCCUGACAUCGCCCAGGGUCUUGAGCACGGAUCUCUCGAGGCCAUGGGUGCCGGUGACCAGGGUAUCAUGUUUGGCUAUGCCACGGACGAGACAGAGGAGUAUAUGCCUCUGACCGUCAUGCUCGCCCACAAGCUCAACCAGGCUAUGGCUGUCGCGAGGAGGACUGGUGCUCUUCCCUGGCUCAGGCCCGACUCGAAGACCCAAGUCACCGUCGAGUACAAGAAGGAAGGUGGUGCUACCAUCCCUGUUCGUGUCGACACCAUUGUCGUUUCCACUCAACACGCAGACACCAUCUCUACCGAGGACCUCCGCGAGGAGAUCAAGGAGAAGAUUAUCAAACAGGUCAUUGACCCCAAGCUCCUCGACGAAAACACCAUCUACCACAUUCAACCAUCUGGCCGCUUCGUCAUUGGUGGACCUCAGGGUGAUGCCGGUUUGACUGGCCGCAAGAUCAUCGUCGACACUUAUGGUGGUUGGGGUGCUCACGGUGGAGGAGCCUUCUCUGGCAAGGACUUCUCCAAGGUUGAUCGCUCUGCUGCCUACACCGCGCGUUGGAUCGCCAAGUCUCUCGUCGCUGCCGGACUUGCCCGCCGCGCACUUGUCCAGCUCUCGUAUGCUAUCGGUGUCGCCGAGCCGCUCUCGAUCUACGUUGAUACCUACGAGACUGGCACAAAGUCGAACGAGGAGCUCGUCGAGAUCAUCAAGAAGAACUGGGACCUCAGGCCUGGUGUCAUCGUGCGUGAACUCGAUCUCCAGAGGCCCCAAUACCUCCACACGGCUUCCUAUGGCCACUUUGGCAAACCCGGGUACUCUUGGGAGCAACCCAAGAAGCUCGUUCUCUAG